CUCCGAUGCGCCAGACGUAUCAUUACCACUACGACUCACUAAGCUGGCGGCCCUGCCGCGCGCACGCGUGCGGCCGGUUCGCCAAGGUUCUGGGUCUUUGCCUCGCCCACGCCGACCACCCGUCAUCGUCUGCCGCGUUCAAGCAGUCGCCGACAACCAGUGCCGACGCCCUGCGCCAGCCCACCAUCACAACGACCGGGCGCGUUUGCAAGGCGCACGCGUGCUCGAAAACGGCAAAGUCGGGUGGCUACUGCAUCGCGCACGGCGGCGGCAAGCGCUGCGGCGCCGCCGCGUGCGCCAAGUCGGCCAAGGAAGGGGGUUUUUGCAUUGCCCACGGAGGCGGGAAGCGCUGCGCUCUUCUCGGAUGCACGAAAUCUGCGCUCGCAGGCGGCUACUGCGUCAGUCACGGCGGCGGGAAGCGCUGCAGUGUCCCAAAUUGCACCAAGUCGGCCGUCUCGAGCGGCGUGUGUAUUGCGCACGGCGGCGGCAAGCGCUGCCAGCGCCCUGGCUGCAGCAAGAGUGCUGUCGGCGGCAUUCUUUGUGUGUCCCAUGGAGGCGGUCCGCGCUGCGUCUACGAAGGCUGCAACAAAGGCGCGGUAAGCUGCGGGAUGUGCAUCAAGCACGGUGGCGGCCGGCGACAGCCCGCCCGCCCGACGCCACAGGCGUCCAGCUGA
Molecule: messenger RNA, 674 nt
Organism: Saprolegnia parasitica CBS 223.65
Lineage: Eukaryota; Oomycota; Saprolegniomycetes; Saprolegniales; Saprolegniaceae
Exons: 1
Coding region: 6-674 (222 amino acids)
Source: RefSeq, a predicted model, not a curated record